Molecule: messenger RNA, 562 nt
Organism: Symbiodinium necroappetens
Lineage: Eukaryota; Dinophyceae; Suessiales; Symbiodiniaceae
Source: the annotation of a GenBank genome assembly
GAACCGCACCUCCUCCGAAGUGAAUGCCUUCGAGCGCCAAGCGAGUGAGGCGCAAGCCAGGUACAAAAAGCUUCUCGAACAGUGGAGUCGAGUUUACGAGGAGCUGCGAGCACACUAUGGAGCCUCUAUCGACCGUGUUAAGCCGUACUUCGAGGCUGCGCAGACGUUUCGAUAUGCCUCUGAACGAGUUCAGGUGGUCGUUCGUGAGUUCUCAGCCGCUGCUUCGCAGCACAGCCAGGCAAAGGCAGAGCUGCGCAACAUUGAAACUCGACUGGCCUACGGGGCGCACAAGGUACGCCUGGAUCGAGACCAGCAAGACGGGCUUUCUCGCGCCACUGUCAGAGUGUUGCGCUGUCGACAGGAGCGUGAUCGAAGAGAGCAGGAGUACGCCGAGAGCUUGCGCGAAUACGAGGAUGCUAAAGCUAUGUUGGAGGACCUCAAACAUAAGCUUGGAGAAGCGCUGAUCAAGCGCUACGAGCCUAUCUUCAGGCAGUUGCAGCAGCACCAGCUGACUUUGUCAGCAGAGCAGCAGCGAAUCGCUAGCUUCUCCGAGAAGGCAGCA